Messenger RNA from Drosophila innubila, 2401 nucleotides. RefSeq names its product serine/threonine-protein phosphatase 2B catalytic subunit 1. Gene Ontology annotation, biological process: calcineurin-mediated signaling. The record is from RefSeq and is a predicted model, not a curated record. NCBI's taxonomy places the organism in Eukaryota, Metazoa, Arthropoda, Insecta, Diptera, Drosophilidae. The transcript is spliced from 12 exons. The coding region runs from base 203 to 2101 and encodes 632 amino acids. Gene Ontology annotation, molecular function: calmodulin binding; calmodulin-dependent protein phosphatase activity. Gene Ontology annotation, cellular component: cytoplasm; calcineurin complex.
ACAACAACAAGAAUUUCGUCUCAUAAAAUUUAUAUUAAAAAAGUGAUAAAAAAAAGCAAAAAAAUAAAAAUUCGACAAAAUUGCCAAAAUAAAAAAUAUACAAAAAUUAUAUCAGCGGCCAGUUAAGUACAUAUACAUAGGAAUCUAAAAAAAAAACACAAAUUAAUAAAAACAGAAGCCAGACAAAUAAUAGAACAACAACAUGUCCACAUCGACGCGAAGUUCGCUCACGAGAAAAUCGUCGCUGGCCAAAAGUGGCAGCUCGGAUAAAGCAGCAUCCAAAUCAUCUGCAACAUCAACAGAAACAACAACAGCAACCAAAAAGGUCUCCAGCAUAGCUGCAACAACGAAACCAGAUGCGACGGGGAGCGGGAACAAACAGAAAAUGCAAUACUCAAAAACCAGGGAGCGCAUUGUCGAUGAUGUGCCACUGCCGCCCACACAUAAAUUGACCAUGUCCGAGGUAUACGACGAUCCCAAGACGGGUAAGCCCAACUUUGAUGUACUGCGUCAGCACUUUCUGCUCGAGGGUCGCAUCGAGGAAUCUGUCGCCCUGCGCAUCAUCGAGGAGGGUGCUGACCUGCUGCGCGAGGAGAAGAACAUGAUCGAUGUGGAGGCACCCAUCACGGUAUGUGGCGACAUUCACGGACAGUUCUUUGAUCUGGUCAAGCUCUUUGAAGUGGGCGGACCGCCAGCCACGACACGUUAUCUCUUUCUGGGCGACUACGUGGACAGAGGCUACUUCAGCAUAGAGUGUGUACUCUAUCUGUGGUCCCUGAAGAUCACAUAUCCCGAUACGUUGUCCCUGCUGCGCGGCAAUCACGAGUGUCGUCACCUAACGGAAUACUUUACCUUUAAACAAGAGUGCAUUAUUAAAUACUCGGAAAGUAUUUACGAUGCUUGCAUGGAAGCCUUCGACUGCCUGCCCCUCGCCGCGCUGCUCAACCAACAGUUUCUGUGCAUUCACGGCGGGUUAUCGCCAGAGAUUUUCACACUCGACGACAUCAAGACGCUGAAUCGCUUCAGGGAGCCACCCGCCUAUGGGCCCAUGUGUGAUCUGCUGUGGUCCGAUCCGCUGGAGGAUUUUGGUAAUGAGAAGAGUAACGAAUUCUUUACCCACAACUCGGUGCGUGGCUGUUCCUACUUCUUCAGCUACUCGGCAUGCUGUGAGUUUCUCCAAAAGAACAAUCUGUUGUCUAUUGUGCGGGCGCAUGAGGCGCAGGAUGCAGGCUAUCGCAUGUAUCGAAAAAAUCAGGUAACCGGCUUUCCCUCACUGAUCACCAUCUUUUCGGCGCCAAACUAUUUGGAUGUUUACAACAACAAGGCAGCUGUGCUCAAGUAUGAGAACAACGUGAUGAACAUAAGACAAUUCAACUGCUCGCCACAUCCCUACUGGCUGCCCAAUUUCAUGGAUGUAUUCACCUGGUCGUUGCCCUUUGUCGGCGAGAAGGUGACUGAGAUGUUGGUCAAUGUGCUCAACAUUUGCUCAGAUGACGAACUCGUCGCUGGUCCCGAUGAUGAACUGGAGGAAGAACUGCGAAAGAAAAUUGUGCUCGUGCCGGCGAACGUGAAUAAUAACAAUAACAAUAAUACGCCCAGUAAGCCAGCUUCCAUGUCGGCGCUACGCAAGGAGAUAAUUCGUAACAAAAUACGGGCAAUUGGCAAAAUGUCGCGUGUCUUUUCUGUACUAAGGGAAGAGUCGGAGAGUGUGCUGCAACUGAAGGGACUGACGCCAACGGGCGCCUUGCCAAUGGGCGCUCUCUCUGGUGGACGUGAUUCCCUCAAGGAGGCUCUGCAAGGACUGACUGCGUCCUCACAAAUUCACUCGUUUGCCGAGGCAAAGGGUUUGGAUGCAGUCAAUGAACGAAUGCCACCACGUCGACCCCUAACAAUGAGUGCCAGCAGCAGCAGCAUCACAACCAUCACCAGCACAAGCACCAGCAACAACAACAACAACAACAACACAGCAGCUAAAAACAACAACAGCAAUGGCAGCACCGCUGACAGCGAUGCCACCCUGACAAAAUCGACCCGAACCACCGUUAGAUCGGCAACCACGAGUAAUGUUCGCAGCGGUUACACAUCGAAGCGGUUCUCAUAGUCAAUUGAAAGGAUUGAAGACUGGAGAGGAUAAUCUUAGUCAUUGUUUUCAGUUCGUUUUCAGUUUAGUUUAAAUUAUCUGAUUUAUUUACUGUAUUUCCCAUAAUUGUUUUUGGUUUUAGCUCAAAUUUCAUACCCCAAAUUCACUUGCAAUUUUUAUAGUCAAAAGUGUAAACCUUUCGUCAAAUUUCUAUCUGUAGAACCAAAGUCAUAUGUAAUACAUAUAUAUAUAUACUAGUGAAAAUUUAUACGUGACAUGAAUAAUUUUUAAUAAACCUGACGGCAAAUAGCGCAAAAAAUA